This is a messenger RNA of Fusarium poae, 423 nucleotides long. RefSeq lists its product as uncharacterized. Lineage: Eukaryota; Fungi; Ascomycota; Sordariomycetes; Hypocreales; Nectriaceae. The record is from RefSeq and is a predicted model, not a curated record. The transcript is spliced from 2 exons. Bases 1 to 423 code for a protein of 140 amino acids.
AUGAAAAUCACGUCGUUCCUUACCAGUAUCUUCGCGGCCCAUUAUGCCAGCGCAGAGCUUGUGUAUCUAGUCAACUCUGUCAAGGGCAACGAGAUCUCCAGCGGCAUGGCAUAUUAUGCCGAUGGCCACUCUGCCGCAAACCUAGCCCAGCCUCAAGACUACACCGACGUUACGCACGGGUCUAAUGUUCACUGGGAAGGAAAUCCAGUAAAGGGCACCUUCGGUAGCGGGGUUAGUUUCACUUCCAACAUCUUUGCCGACGCUGCCAGUAAGGACCUCAACCAAUGGGUUGGAUCUGGAAACAAUGGAUUCAAGGACUUCACUUGCAGGAAGGCUUAUAGCAACAGGGGCAAGCCUUUCUUGCUGUAUCGUGUGGAUGGCUGGGAGGUCUACAGUAUCUACUUUUGUGGAAAGAAUAGUUAG